GCUCUUUUCUCUCACCCGAGGACUACUAAGUUAACAAACUUGUGGCGCAAGGGUUGUACUUUUAAUUUUAAUAAUAGCCUAUGUGUUGUUAUAAUGGCGUUCGUCGAAGUUGCUUUGAGCGUUUAGAUGUUUGAAAACGGUCGCGGAAAAUUACAAUGAAGCUAAACUAACAUUCAUUCAGGACUAAGAAGAAGAACCAGCGGCACGUGCCUGUCCUCGUUCAAAAGGAAGCAUGGGGUCAUUACGAAAGCCCAGACCCCGUUUCAUGAGCUCGCCCGUGCUGUCAGACCUGGCCCGCUUUCAUGCCAGCUCGCCAACAUUGCAGCUGUCCAACGCCAGUGUUUGGAACAGUGUUCAGACAGCUGUUAUUAAAGUGUUUGAAGGUGGAGGACUUCAGCCCAAUGAGCUUUACACCUUAAAUGAAAGUAUAAGGUGGCUUUUGAGGACUGAGCUGGGAUUUAUCACUGAAUACUUUCAGGAUCAACUCUUGAAUAAGGGUCUGACGAGUAUUUUAGAAAAGAUUCAGCUUCAUGAUGAUGAAAACCGUCUCCAAGCGCUGUCUGAGAUGUGGGUGAGGUUUUUCACAGAGAUCCUGCCAACUCUUCAAGCUAUUUUCUACCCUGUGCAGGGUCAGGAGUUGACUGUCAGGCAAAUGGCUCUGCUAGGCUUCAGGAACAUGGUUUUGUUAAAGCUUUCCUUGGAGAAGGUACUUCAGGACUCCUCGUGUCCUCCUUCAAUCACACAGAUGCUGCUCGUUCUGCAGGGCAUUCAUGAGCCCAACGGACCAACGCAAGAGUAUUUUCUACUGGAGAGACUAGUAGAAAUGGUUAUAUCGCCUUACCUGAGUAACUACCUCAACAGGAGUCCGAGUGAUUCUUCUUCAGAGGGUAAAACUCCACACCUCACUCAACCAGAGAUUAUGGUGACGCAUUUUGCCCAUGAGUCCUUCCUGGCACCUCUAAUUGAACACGAAGGUGAAGCCUAUUUGGAAAGGACUGCCGGUGUGAGACGCCACACUGUCGCCAACGUGCAAUCGGACAUCCAGCUCCUGACCAUGAAUAACAGGAUGCGCUCAGAGAAAGUCGAGGUCAGUGGGACAUCCAGAACAACCAAGACAGAGAGCAAAAGGACACCUAAGACUCCUUUUUGCAGCGAACCUGCCUUUUUUGACUCCCUGCCAAGUGGCAUGGAAAUCCUGCGAGGCCAAAGCAAUGCAGAGAUGAAGUGUGGCUUAACUAGUUAGAAAAGCGUCACUAUCUGUUCACUGCAAUCUUCUAAAGUCGAGAUAACUGAGACAAGCUAGGACGUGUUCCUUUAACACUAGAACCGCCAUGAGGUAAAAUUGACCCAUUUCUGUUUUCAGAUUGUAACAUAACAGAAAAAAAAACUAUAGAAACUAUUUAUGAAAUCAAGAUAAAGUUUUUUAGAUGUUAAUAUCAGUAUGCUCCUGAUAAAUGAAGCGACUAAGCCGAAGGAAAUGAAUGAAUGAAUACCAGUAUGUUAGUCUUAAGGAUAUCCAUAAGCUAGUGUGUUCCAAAACUUCAAUAUUAGGAACAUUCAUUCAUUUUCCUUCGGCUUAGUCCCUGAUUAUCAGUGGUCCCCACAGGGUAAUGAACCACCAACUAUUCCAGCAUAUGUAUUUUUGCAGCGGAUGCCCUUACAGCCGCAGCCCAGUACUGGAAAACACCCAUACACUCUCACAUUCACACACACACUAUGGCCAAUUUACUCAGUUCACCUAUAGCACAUGUCUUUGGACUAUGGGGGAAACCGGAGCACCCGGAGGAAAUCUAUAUAAACACAGAGAGAACAUACAAACUCCACACAGAAAUCCCAACUGGCCCAGCUGGAAGUCAAACCAGCAACCCUCUUGCUGUGAGGCGACAGUGCUAACCACUGAGCCACUGUGCCUCCUAUUAAGAACAUAUAAACCUGAUAUAAACAUCCAAAGCUUGCAGUUUAUUGCUCUCAAACGCUCUCUAGUAUCUGACAUGCCCCACCCCCUUCUUUGCUAUUUGCACUUGUGCUCAACCAGCUGUAACUGGCAGAGCUGUGAUAAAAAUGAAAUGCUAUUGGCUUUGGUUUUUUUAAAAGGGGAGGAGUCCUGUCUCUACAUUUCAGUUUAAAUUACGUCACACAACAAAAUCGAACAAAACUGCACAUUUCCUUUAAUGAUUUUCUGUUUGUCUUCGGUUGAUAUUGAUAUCUGAAAGCACCAAAAACCAACUCGCCCAUAACUCAUCAAGACCACCCCUUUUUCAAAUUUCCACUAUUGACUUUAUUCUUCAAUGCGGAAGUGCUCUCAUUUUUGUGAUUGUUUUAGAACUUCCGAUUCAGUUGCCUAUAAAAAUGACUAGAAAUAAUCAACGGCAGAAAACGGUCAAAGUGUGUUUAUGACUAUACUUAAAAAGUAGGUUAAUGUAAGAAAAUAUCAGUUUGGAAUAAAAAUCAAUGGAAGUGUAUGAGACUGGAAGUCUCGAGCCAAGAAUAAGGUCAAUAGUUACUAGACAUACCCCUUAAGCCUGAUUUAUACUUUCGCCUGGCACCGCAUCGCAAACCUCCGCUGAUUGUGUGCGCACCUCACGAAACGGAUGAGGCUUUUAUACUUUUUAUGCCGCUGAGAUAUUCUUCAAAAAUGACAAGGAGCGGUCAAAAGAAACUGACCGUAAGUCGAUUUUUUUAAACUAAUUAUUUUUAUAAUAUAAUUUAUUGAGCAUAAAGAUUUGUAUAACCCUUUAAGAUUUUUUUUUUAUCAAACUUUGAUGCAUCACUUGCUUUUGUUCAUAUCUUAGACAGUUCUACCUAUUAAAGUUUAUUAAUAUUUUAAUGCACCACAGGCUCAUUGUAAAAACGUAGCCCUGCGGACGUUUCUGGAGACCACGAAUUAUGUAACCAGAGCUACAUAUGGCUGCAUUUCAUUUUUUUAAACAAACGCUACGGGGCGGUGUGAAGCCUUUCCUUUUCACGCUUACCAGCUGACCGCUUACCUCCGUAUGGAAGGCAUUCCGGCUGCAACCAGUUUGUCCGGUUAGCACGUCACGUACAUCAGCGGACUUGAGACGUAGAGUAGAGUUGACCACGAAGAGGGGGGUCGAGUCCGGUGAAGAGCGGUUCCAGAAAGCAGGUAAGACAAAAACAGAAUCCAAAAAAUAAAACAAACAAGUGAAUAGCAGGGUGAGAAUGUGGUAAAAUCUGAAAACGUGGUUAAAAAAAUAAAAAAUCAGACAAGGGCUUUUAUUUAUUUAGAUUGCUUCUGAAACACGUUGGUUGGGUUUAGGGAAGGGGGUGGGCGAGUCAAUCGAUAAAAUUGGUUGGGUUUAGGGAAGGGGGAGGAUGGGUCAGCCGAUCGUUCGUUCAGUCAGUCAAAAAGUCUGUUAAAAAGUCAACAGCGGCCUCUAGUGGGUUUACGCAGGAACAGCAGGCGCGAAUGGCACUCGCGAGGUAAAUUUGAGAUCUCAAAAAGCAUACACAGCGAUCUCUGGUGUAUUCACGAAAACAAAAACUGCAGAAAAACCUUCUGCCAGGACGUAUUUUGCGGUCUCCAGGAACGUCCGUAGAGGUACGUUUUCAGAAUGAGCCAGGGUUGCAAUAAUGACAAGAGAACGUGGGUUGCUAUACAAAAGCAAAAGUACACUUUCUAAAAAUACAUAAGUUUUUUUUUGGAUUUAGCCCAUUCCACAAUCGACACAUUACUGUCUGGCCAUUUUCUGUCCUCUACUUAUGCUAAAAAGGCAAUAGUGGUCCAAAAUUCCUGACCAUUAUCACCAAUAAAGCCUAAAAAACAGGGAAUAAGUAUAUUGUAAACCGAUAGGUUCAAUAGUCUUUUCCAGUUAUCAAAGAAAUAUUGUGUUUUUUUUUAUUCUAGUUUUGUAACUAUUAAAUUGUUAUAAACUCAAAAUUGUAAUAUUUACAUCAGUGUUAAACCUCUGAAUAGUAGAAAAACAUUCUGUAAUUGUGUACCUGGGUCUCCACUUUUGCCACGGCCUCUUUUAGCUUUAACAAACUUAUCCCUCAGGUUUUUCCAAACUUUUUAACAAAAAUGUUCUCCUUUCCCAUGGCUGUUGCAAUUUCUAGCCAAGAAUUGUUGGUCAUCUGGUUCUCCCUAUGAUCAUGCAUUGACAGAUCAUAAAGAUGUCUGUACAGGCAUACCGGUUUCAGACCAACCUCUUCAAAGUGAUUCAUAUUCAACUCAAAUCAAACACAGCGCCGCACGAACUGUUUGCUCAAUUUUCAAAAAAAAACAUGCGCAAAUCAUGUCGCGCACCCAAAGUGAACCUGCCCAAACAAAGCAAUGAUGUCACAUUCGCCGCGCUCACUCAAGUGAACUAGCAAACGCGUCAAGUAUAAACCAGGCUUUACUGCUGAUUGGCUGCGAGGAUGUUUUGGGAUUCGGUCCGACACUGGUCAAAAUAUUUUCAAAUAUUUCUUAGUGCAAUACAUCCCAAUGCAAGAUGUCUUAACACACUAGAAACAAUAAAGUGUAAAGGUUUUAGUGGUAUUUGUAUUGAAAAUCUAAUAAAAAAAAACAAUUUACAUUACACUUGCAUUAUACCAAGGCAACAACUGGCGCAUUUGUAUGACAUUCCAAAGAGCUCUUUUAUCAGCACCACAGUGUAAAACAUCCACCAACCUGAUUUCACCAAGUACAUGUUUUUGGAUUAACAUCUAUAUUGAUCCUGGAACAACAUUUCAAUCAGCCAAUCAGAAUUAAGGGAUAUGAUUACAGUUUAUAUUAAGUUUAGAUUUACAGUUAGGUUUAUGCACUUCUACAUUUCAAACAAAAAUUAUCUUUCAGGAUCAACAUAGAUGCUAAUGCAGGAUCACAUCGUACUUGGCAAAAUCAUGACAUGUGGGAAAUGAAGCCAUAUCUGUGCUGACUGGGCCCGAUUGGCACGGAAAGUAUUGGUUAAGCAAAAGAACCAUAUGGUCAAAUAGUGGAAAAGCAGCAUUCCUAAAAAAUCUAUGUUAUUUAUACUCCCUGUUAAGCAUUACUGAGAUCAAAUCUAGUUAAAUAUGGAGUGUGCACAGCUGUAUGAGCCAAUAGGUCAGAUUUACCAGUGUAAUGCUUUUAUUUUUGCUCUGUCACUUACAAAUGUUUUCACGCUCUAUGUUGAUAGCUAAUGUCUUUUACCUGCUGAAGAUCAGUUUUAGUCACACUAGAUAAACAAAGGAGAUUUAUGGAAGCCAAACAGGUAUAGCUCAUUUUAACUGAGAUGUAUGGUUUAGUAUGGUGCGGUAUAGAAUUCACAUUUCGGAAGUCCAAAACCAAAAUAGUGAACCGUACCCCAUUUUGGCACUCUAUGAUAUGGCUACCUAAGACUUUAGUCACUGCAGAAUGCUGAUUGGUUCACAGAAAAUCAUUACUUGAGCAUGCGAGAGGAACAACAACAUAGAAAGCACCAUUUUUAAAUACACAGCUGAAUAACAACACCGUAAUAAUAAUAAUUGUAUUAUUUAUUUAUUAUUUAUUUAAGUUUAAUAAUAAUAAAAUGACGACAUGCCGCAACAAACCAUGGUCCAAAGCUUGCAGUUUUCUUGUGACAAAUGGUCCCAUGGCAAACAUGAGCAGUAUCUGCUGCAUGUCCUCAAUUCUUGUCAACUGUGCCAUUCACAUGUCACGUCUAAACGUGCUGAAAACUUGAGGGCGCCACUUCCUCUGUAUAUUUGUGUUACAUUUAAAAUAAUGAACUUGAGUGUGCAAAAGACGCAAUAUGUUAAUGGCCUGUACGGCUUCUUUUUUUUUGUACAAGAUUGAUGUCUCAACUUUUUUGGUGUACACCAUGCCUACCGAGUAUAAAGGAUGCUAUUGGCAGUGGAACCGCAAGCCUGAUCAGUGUAACCUGUAUCGUAUACACUACCUGACAUAAGUCUUGUCGCCUAUUCAAGUUUUAGGAACAACAAAUAAUAACUUCUAAUGGAUCAUUUGUUAUCAGAAGUGGCUUAAAUGAAAGGCAAAGGCCUCUGGAUUACACUUAUGAUACCAAAAAAAAUAUGAUCAUGUCUUGAUUUUUAAUGAAUUAAUAAAGACAGUAAGCUCUGAAUUUGCUUAGACAAAAGUCUUGUCACUUAACAGAAAUAAUUUACAGUAUAGAAUAUAAAGUCAUGGUGCAGUGGAAAAGGAAUUAAUAUUGUGUAUGACUCCCAUGAGCUUGACGACUGCAUCCAUACAUCUCUGCAAUGACUCAAAUAACUUAUUACUAAAGUCAUCUGGAAUGGCAAAGAAAGCAUUCUUGCAGGACUCUCAGAGUUUAUCAACAUUCUUUGGAUUCAUCUUCAAUGCCUCCUCCUACAACUUACCCCAGACUUGCUCAAUAAUGUUCAUGUCUGGUGACUGGGCUGGCCAAUCCUGGAGUAUCUUGACCUUGUUUGCUUUCAGGCCCUCUCAUGUGGUUUGCCAUGUAAUGGGCAACACAAAUAUCUUGAUACCUCAGGCUGUUGAUGUUGCCAUCCACUCUGCAGAUCUCUCACACAGCAAACUGAAUGUAACCCAAACCAUGAUUUUAGUUUAAAAAAAACUUGACAGAUUUUUGUGAGAAUCUUGGGUUCUUGUGGAUUCCAAGAUGUCUUCUGCAGUGUUUGUGAUGAUUAUGAUGCAGUUCAACAGAUGAUUCAUCUGAAAAAUUUACCUUAUGCCACUUUUCAAAUGAUCAACGAGAAGUCAAGUUAUUAUUUGUUGCUCUUACAACUGAGAUGGACGACAAGACUUUUGUCAGGUGGCGUACACUGUACUGUACCGUUUAGUGUAUAUGAGGUGUAAAUGAUGAGUGUUGAUGAGUCUGAUAUCAUAUAUAUGAGUGUUGUAUCCUGUAUCUGCUCAGCAUCACA
This is a messenger RNA of Danio aesculapii, 6825 nucleotides long. RefSeq names its product proline rich 5 like (gene prr5l). The record is from RefSeq and is a predicted model, not a curated record. Gene Ontology annotation, cellular component: TORC2 complex. Gene Ontology annotation, biological process: TORC2 signaling. Lineage: Eukaryota; Metazoa; Chordata; Actinopteri; Cypriniformes; Danionidae.